CCACCGUGGCAGCAAGGAGAAACCGAAGAAGAUCAUGCGCGACCUCUUCAAAUUCAGGGAACAUGACAAGGACACCAACCACCACCACCACAGCCACGAGAAACCCCACACCAACGAGAGAGCCGAUGCGAGUAGCGAGAAGGGUGGUACAGCGAAGGCAAAUAGUCGCCACGCCAACUGUGCGGAGACGGGUAGCAUCAAGGACCCGGAACACCCAACAGACGACCACACAGACAACCCAGACCGUGCCUUACAUCCAAGCCCAGACGCAGACACGCAUAUGCAUAUACACACACAUACACUUACACACGCGCACACAUACACACAAGCACAAGCACACGACAGGGAGACAGACCCGCUUGCCGACAUCUCCGACAGCAACACCACCACUAGCUUAUCCAAAGGAGGUCCCGCACGCGCCCGUUAUGCACAGGCAGGCGAAUGUGUGCAGUGUGAUGCGGAGUGUGAGAGCGAUGCGUUGCUUAGCAACGGCGAAGACGAUGACGACGGCGACGACUACUCCGAAGAUUCGCUGCUGGGCGAGGCUUUUGUGUCGAUAGAGUACAUGUACCUGGACAUUGGAGAGGCACAGAAGUAUAAGAGCUAUCCUCAAUGGGUGGGCAAGACCUUACGAAGUAAUGCGAAUGGCGCGAAGAAGCCGGCGUCAGAUCUCAAACCACAACACGCCGCACACUCAGCCUCAGCCGAUGGUACCACGACCACUACGCAUGGCACAUCAGGGCUGGACGAGGCCGAUGCAGACGAUGAUUUAGACUUCCUGGAAGACUCAGACCUACUGGCCCUUCUCGACAGUGCGACACCCUCAAUCUCUCGGGCCGACGGUGCCACCGCCAAGCCUAUCACUACUCAGACCAGUAGUAAACGCAAGUCCGACGACACACAGAAAGAGAAUAUUUGUCCGGUGAGAGCCAAAACACCGCGUCAGUCACCGGAGCGAAGCCGUACGCAGCGCAACACCCCCCACGGCGCGCCGUACCAAAGCGAUGGACGUCAGGCACACACAGAACAGACCCAUUCAAACAGGCAGAUAACUCGCAGCUAUGUAGGACACAGUCACAGUCAAAGCAAUGAAUCGGUGGAUGGAUGUGUUGGAAGGGGCCGGGGAGAUGAUGGAGGCGCACUAAGAAGUGGGGAUGUAAGGACUCAGAACGUGCAUGCACCGCAUCGGCAGCAACAGUCACACCCACAACGGACACUGCCACAAUCACAAAUGAGAGAACAGGCACGGGCACGAAUACAACAACAGCCACAGACAUCCACACGGGAGCAAACGCAAACACAGCCGGCAAACGGCCCGCUACACAGCCCUCUGUCACAACAGCAACCACACCACAUACGGCGGCAGACGAAACAUUCAACGCCGCCGCAAUUACAGGCACGGCGACGAACUCAACCACAGCAACAAGCACAACAUAAUCCACAGAUGAAUGGGUCGCUAGAAAUUCUCCUGUCCCAGCCACAGACAACCGUUCGCCAAAGCACUACCACGCCGCAGGACUGUCUCGCAACCCCGAACACGCCGGCUGUGUAUAGUCAAGGCCUACAGCACUUACUGCGCACCAGGGGGAGUGACGGGGAAGGCCCCGGACACACACUACACAACUCACAGUCCAACGUAUCUCUUGCAGGGCAGCGCUCGGGAAAGCCCUCACAACAGCGAACACACUCCAGUCCACACACCCAGCAGAACGGGAUAGGCACGCGCCAGAAUACCUCAAGGCAGCUGUGUGUGUACCCACAGGAGCCGACGCGCGCUGAGGGUGGUUGCUUGGAUACGCUCGUGCGGAAAGGUGCCGAGAUACCCUAUAGUUCUCAUAGUAGCCGACCACCGGCAUCGUUCAGGGCUCGAGGGACUCAUGGCGCUGCAAAUAUAGAAACGGGCUGUGUGUCAGGGUCACGCCACCAGAAAUAUCUGCAACCUACCGGAAACAUCACAGCCGAGUUAGUCACAGAAUCGACCAGGACUGAAACGAAUACACACAAUCUCAUAUCGGCGCCUAGAUCUGAGAACAGGGUCACAAAUGCCCCAAAUUCUGGCACGAGGCCAAGCUCCGGUCCUAUCACAUCAGGUGGGAGUGGCGCAAAGUAUUAUAAUCUACUCUUAGAUGGUCCACGUUCAUCAUCGACAACACGCACCGAUGUCCGAGAAGAUGAGCCCG
This is a messenger RNA of Sphaeroforma arctica JP610, 2180 nucleotides long. RefSeq lists its product as hypothetical. Lineage: Eukaryota; Ichthyosporea; Ichthyophonida. The transcript has 5 exons. The record is from RefSeq and is a predicted model, not a curated record. The annotation marks the transcript as partial.